Messenger RNA from Menidia menidia (Atlantic silverside), 822 nucleotides. Lineage: Eukaryota; Metazoa; Chordata; Actinopteri; Atheriniformes; Atherinopsidae. The record is from the annotation of a GenBank genome assembly.
AUUUUCUUCUUCUUCUUCUCCAUUCGAGCAAACAUGGCGGCGUCGUUGGUGAGGCUCGUCCGCGGAGGACUCGGAAGGAGCUUGAACAUCUCCAGGAGUUCGUGUCUCCUGCAGCAGCAGAUCAGAGCCCAGAGCUCCAGCACCGAGUCCCGCCCCACCGUCAGGCCCAAAGAUGGCGUGGCUCACAACCAGCUGGCAGCGUUUGGAGAGUACGUGGCUGAGAUGAUGCCCAAAUACGUCCAGCAGGUCCAGGUGACGUGUUACAACGAGCUGGAGGUGAUGAUCCACCCGGACGGGGUCAUCCCCGUGCUGACCUUCAUGAGGGACCACACCAACGCCCAGUUCAGGAACAUGAUCGACCUGACCGCCGUGGACAUCCCCACCAGGCAGAACCGCUUUGAGAUCGUGUACAACCUGCUGUCGCUGCGCUUCAACUCGCGCAUCCGCGUGAAGACCUACACGGACGAGCUGACCCCGGUGGACUCGGCCGUGCCCGUGCACAUGGCCGCCAACUGGUACGAGCGGGAGGUGCGCUAUGACGACGAGCUGAAGCGCGUGGUGGCCGAGCCCGUGGAGCUGUCGCAGGAGUUCCGGAAGUUCGACCUCAACACGCCCUGGGAGGUUUUCCCCGCCUACCGGGAGCCCAAGGAGGCCCCCCCCAAGCUGGAGGCCGGAGACGCCCCUCCAGAGAAGAAGUGAUGCCCCCCCCCCCCACCGCUGGGACUCCCGAUCCCAGACCUCCUCCCUGACAUAUUUCUGUACAUAAAAGUGCUAAUAAAACAGUCAUUAAUGUUUUUAUUGUGUUCUUUUUGUGUAUCUGAU